This is a messenger RNA of Myripristis murdjan (pinecone soldierfish), 1999 nucleotides long. RefSeq names its product solute carrier family 37 member 4a (gene slc37a4a). The transcript has 9 exons. Gene Ontology annotation, molecular function: glucose 6-phosphate:phosphate antiporter activity. Gene Ontology annotation, biological process: glucose-6-phosphate transport; phosphate ion transmembrane transport. Bases 710 to 1999 code for a protein of 429 amino acids. Gene Ontology annotation, cellular component: endoplasmic reticulum membrane. The record is from RefSeq and is a predicted model, not a curated record. Lineage: Eukaryota; Metazoa; Chordata; Actinopteri; Holocentriformes; Holocentridae.
GCACUCCUCACAACACAAUGAACCCUCAUACCGGAACUGUAAAGUUGUUCAAAGUUAAUUUGCGAACAACUAGAUCUAUAACGCGCAGACAAGCGACACCAAACAGAGAGACGAGGUGCUGGAGAACGCGGGGAGGCUGUGGAGGAUCACCAGCGCUCACAUACCCCCUCAGCUGGACAGGGGCCUCCCUCUGGCCUGCUGUCACUUUUGGACUCCCCAUUGAAUCAUUAACCACACCAGGCUGGCAACUGCCUUAAUAACAUCCACAGAUGGACGAACAGCGAGAGAUCACAGAGAGGAAAACAAGAACAAGGUCAAUGUUCAAGGAGAAGGGACCCGUUUCAAAACUGGAGCCUGGAAGAAAUAAUUGAUUAAUUGCUAUGAUGAUGACAUAAACUGGCUAAAAUCAUUUGUUUUACCACUCUGCAUUGUCAGCUGUUCCUGCGCUAAAUGGUAGUAAGCUGUGAGAGAUCGGUCUUCGAAUGGAGAAGUUGACCAUUAACCUCAUCUAUUGAUCACAAUCGCCUCUGUGGCUGUCACCAGCAGCCUUCUUAUUCAGUGGAUCCUGAAGUAAAGUUCACUGUCACUGGCAGCCGUAGUCUCAGAUCCUGUGUAAACAAGAAGAGCUUGUUCCUUCUUCUGGAGUCAACUUAUAAUAAUACAUAUAUCUAUUUUUUUUUUCAACAUUCCUUGGACUAAAUCAGCAGCCAUGGCUAAAGCAGGUUAUGGAUACUACCGCAGCACAAUCUUUCUGGCCAUGUUUGUGGGCUACACGCUGUACUACUUUAACAGAAAGACAUUUUCUUUUGUGAUGCCCUCCCUAAUGCAGGAGAUUAAGAUGGACAAAGAUGACUUGGGCAUGAUCACCAGCAGUCAGUCUUUGGCCUAUGCUAUCAGCAAGUUCAUCAGUGGCGUGCUGUCAGACCAGAUCAGCGCCCGCUGGCUUUUCUCCAUUGGUCUGUUUGUGGUGGGUGGCAUCAAUGUGGUCUUCUCCUGGUCCUCAACUGUGGCUGUCUUCUCUGGCCUCUGGUUUCUCAACGGCCUGGGCCAGGGCCUCGGCUGGCCUCCCUGUGGCAGGGUGCUGCGCAAGUGGUUUGAGCCCUCUCAAUUUGGAACGUGGUGGGCGAUUCUCUCCUGCAGCAUGAAUCUGGCUGGCAGUUUGGGCCCCAUUAUCGCCACAGUGUUGGCCCAGAGCUACAGCUGGAGGACCAUCAUGCUAAUGGCAGGAAUGACGUGUGUGGUGCUCUCCUUCAUCUGCCUGCUAGUUAUCAAGAACGAGCCAAAGGAUGUGGGGCUGCCUAAUAUCGAGGCAGCAGCCAAGAAGGGCAAAGCAGGCUCCUCCAGUGAUGAGAGCACCCUGUCAGAGUUCCUGCUGUCGCCCUACCUGUGGCUGCUGUCUGUGUCCUACCUGGUGGUGUUCGGGGUGAAGACAGCCUGCACCGACUGGGGCCAGCUCUUUCUCAUCCAGGACAAGGGCCAGUCUACACUCAUGGGCAGCUCAUACAUGAGUGCUCUGGAGGUCGGGGGCCUGUUGGGCAGCCUAGCAGCCGGAUAUCUGUCGGACAAGGCUGUGGCCAAACAAGGCAUGAGAAGCCAUGGCAACCCCCGCCAUUUCAUCCUGAUCUCCAUGAUGGCUGGAAUGUGUGUGUCCAUGUACUUGUUCAGGAUCACAGUCACCCCAGACAGCUCGAAGGUGUGGAUACUAAGCUUGGGUGCAGCUUUUGGGUUCUCAUCUUAUGGACCGAUAGCACUAUUUGGAGUUAUAGCCAAUGAGAGCGCUCCGUCCAACUACUGCGGGACAUCACAUGCCAUCGUUGCCUUGAUGGCCAACAUUGGUGGCUUCUUGUCUGGGCUCCCAUUCAGCACCAUCGCCAAGCACCACGGCUGGGAAAUGGCAUUCUGGGUAGCAGAGAUUGUCUGUGCUGCUACCACAUUGGCAUUUUUCCUGAUGCGCAACAUCAGAACCAAGAUGGGGCAUGUUUCCAAGAAGGCCGACUAA